Molecule: messenger RNA, 945 nt
Organism: Sphaerulina musiva SO2202
Lineage: Eukaryota; Fungi; Ascomycota; Dothideomycetes; Mycosphaerellales; Mycosphaerellaceae
Product: glycoside hydrolase family 76 protein
Exons: 2
Biological process (GO): fungal-type cell wall biogenesis; carbohydrate catabolic process
Molecular function (GO): mannan endo-1,6-alpha-mannosidase activity
Source: RefSeq, a predicted model, not a curated record
CCAUGGGAAGCAUGGAUAUCAGCCUCCACGCACAACACCAUGAUUGAUUACUGGCAUUACGCGGGCAACUGCACAUACGCCAACCAGACCGCGAGUGGCAUUAUAUCUCAAGCAGGUCCUGACAAUGAUUUCAGCGCCGUCAGUCCUGGCAACGACGACGCUCUUUGGUGGGGCUUGACAUGUAUUAGCGCAGCAGAGUAUGGUUUUCCUGUGCCCGAGGAAGGACCCUCCACAGAUUGGCUCUGCUUGGCGAAGAACGUUUUCGGUUCUGUGAUUUCGCGAUGGCAACCAGAUAUGUGUGGACCUGGCAAGGGAGGAAUAGGAUGGCAAGUCAGUACCACUAGCUCGGGUCACGAAUAUAAGAAUGCCAUCACACAGGGACUGGCAUUCCAGCUAGCUGCACGCCUAGCUGCCAUCACGAAAGAACGCCAAUACGAAGUUUGGGCCAACAAAAUCUUCGACGUUUCACUCCAGGCUGGCCUGAUCGACAAUGCCACUUAUCAAGUAAGCGAUGGCGUCCACGCUCCGGGUUGCAGUGACGUGGGCGACGAGAGAUGGUCAUACAACGUUGCUGUAUUCAUGUAUGGUGCUGCAGUCAUGCAUCGGCAUACAUGUUCUCGGUCGUGGACAGCGCGGUCCAAUUUCGCCGAAAAUAGUUCGCACAUCUUGUACGAACAACGCUGCGAGGAUAGCGGAACAUGCAACACAGACCAGCAGACUUUCAAGGCAUAUCUCGCAAGAUGGAUGGGUAUGACCGCGACGCUGCUGCCGGAGACCAGAGACCGUAUUAUGGAGGUGUUGAACGCGAGUGCCAAGGCUGCGAUCGAGGUCGUGAAUGCAGGGCCUCACAAGAAUGUUGCGAGCUUGAAGUGGACGGAAGGUCGUGCGGGAUAUAACGAGAGCAGUGUGGGCGUCGGGGCGCAGUUGGGAGUGGUGGAAGUGGUG